UUACUAACCAUGAAUUUUCAAACGUGUUUUGCGCUUUUGUACGUCCUGAACACAUCAACAAAAUAACAAAUUAGGCGUAUUAAGGACAUAAGUUAUACAAUGUUUAAUUAUCUAUCUCAAUAUUUUAAAUUGUUUGUUUUUCAAAUGGCAGUCCUUAAACCAGAAAAUCAAUCUCUAAAGAAAAGUGGUAAACGUGAAGAUUAUCUGAGUUGGGAUGAAUAUUUUAUGGCCACAGCUAUCCUUGCUGCUAAAAGAAGUAAAGAUCCGUCAACACAAGUUGGUGCUUGCAUAGUAAAUGAUAAAAAACAAAUCGUUGGUGUAGGCUAUAAUGGAAUGCCACGAGGAUGCAGUGAUGAUGAAUUUCCUUGGGGAAAGGGCAAUGCCGACGAACUUAAGAAUAAAUAUUAUUAUGUUUGUCAUGCAGAAAUGAAUGCAAUUUUAAAUAAAAAUUCAGCUGGUGUAGAAAACUGCCGAAUGUAUGUAGCAUUGUUUCCAUGCAAUGAAUGUGCAAAAUUCAUUAUUCAAAGUGGCAUCAGAGAAAUUGUGUACAUGUCUGAUAAAGACCAUGACAAAAAUAGGACUAUUGCCUCAAAAAGAAUGUUGGAUGCUGCUGGUGUUAAGUACUGGCCGUUUACACCCCAACAUAAAACAAUUGAUAUAGAUUUUUCCAAAAUUGAUUGGAACCACAUGUCUCAAUGCUAACCAAGUGCACUAAUCAAAAACUAAAAAACGUAAUUAAGUUAAAUAAGCAUAAAGUGCACUUAGGAUUAGGAGAUCCAAAAAAAGGUAAUAUUUUAUUCAAGUUUUAAUUUGACCUGAGCCAGUCUUCAAAUUUCCUAAAAAC
Agrilus planipennis (emerald ash borer) is the source of this 844-nucleotide messenger RNA. Its product is annotated as deoxycytidylate deaminase. Gene Ontology annotation, cellular component: cytoplasm. Gene Ontology annotation, biological process: dTMP biosynthetic process; dUMP biosynthetic process. NCBI's taxonomy places the organism in Eukaryota, Metazoa, Arthropoda, Insecta, Coleoptera, Buprestidae. The record is from RefSeq and is a predicted model, not a curated record. The transcript is spliced from 4 exons. The coding region runs from base 100 to 702 and encodes 200 amino acids. Gene Ontology annotation, molecular function: dCMP deaminase activity; zinc ion binding.